AGAACGGUCAUUUUCGCACUGUCUAAAUGUGUUGGUCAGAAGAAAGCACGUUCAGUGAUCAAUGGUAGCGUCGGAGCUCACGGCAGGAUUCACUCUCCCAAACAGUGGCAGCUCUGCAGCGCUAUCAGCUAUGCAUCCACAGGAGGAUGAAAAACUUUGGACAAGAAUAUUGCAGGAAGUCAGUUCCAAAUCUUCCUCGACUUUCCAAGGUGGAACACUCAUCAUUCUCGGCGAAAACCAAUCCGGGAAAUCAUCUUUGCUUGCUAGACUAGAAAAAAAUGAGAGCCAGUUGGAACGAUCUGCCCUCGAAUACCACUAUUUGAACGUGCAGAAUGAUUUCCGAGAUGGCAGUUAUGCUUAUCAGUUGGGUACAGCCGGCGCUCUUGGCCCAGCUGAAAACUUCAGCUUACCGGUAUGGAUGUUAGACGGGGAAGAAUGUUUUGCGCCGUUGAUCCAAUACGCUUUACCAGUACCAUCUCCUGCCAAGACCGUUGUUCUGCUGGUCGCUGCUUUGGAUAAUCCUAGUUUGAUCCAUUCUAUACGCCGUUGGGCAAAUGUUGUAGCUCAGCAAGUUGUUCAAAAGUAUGACAAGGCCACAAUCACUGAUGCUAGAAAAAUGCAGGAGCGAUUCUGGCAAGAGUAUGUGGAACCCGUGGAAUCUUCGAUGACGUCAUCAAUGGCUCCUGGUGCUCUCGACGACACUGGUCUUCUUCCGCUCGAACAGGGAGUGUUGACAGAAAAUUGCGGCGUCAGCUUUGUCGUGGUUAUAACGAAAAGCGACCUCUGCAAUGACCUCACCGAUCAGCAAGCGGAUAGGAUCCUCGUGCAAGUUCGAAGACUCUGCCUGCAGCUUGGUGCUGCUCUUGUUUACACUAGUGCUAAGAACGUUAAAAACAUCCAGAUCCUUUACAAAUAUAUAGUACAUCGUGCAUAUGGAUUUCCGUUCACUACCACAGCGCAAUUGAUCGAACGUGACUCAGUUUUUGUACCUGCUGGCUGGGAUGGAGAGAAGAAAAUCGAAAUAGUGAAGGAGGGAAUUCCUGACAUUGAUAAUGUGCUUGAACCUACUCGAGAGAAGCCCACAAUAAUAAGAGAGCAACUUGUGGAGGCUGAAGAUGAACAAAUUUUUCUGCAAAGACUAGCAGCCGCAGAGAGUGCUGCACCGGCAGCUCAGAAAAAGUCAACCCUUCUCGAUGAUGCAGCGGAUAAUAAGACACCACUAUCAAGUUUCUUUUCCAACCUUCUGAAGGAUAAGCCAAACGUAAUAAGGACGUCCGCACCACCUCCUCCGGACACUGCAGUGCAGCUUGAUCGUAUACUGAAAAGUGCAACCGGACAACAAAUGUGCACAAGUCUGACUAAUCAUGCUAAUCAAUUUUAUUCAACGAUAGUAACCAUAAUAAAUGUAUAA
Cylicocyclus nassatus is the source of this 1411-nucleotide messenger RNA. The record is from the annotation of a GenBank genome assembly. Lineage: Eukaryota; Metazoa; Nematoda; Chromadorea; Rhabditida; Strongylidae.